UUAUUACCAAUUAUGAAUAUAUUUCAGACCUCUAUUAUCCUCUGGUCUCCGUCCUCUGAUCUGCUGUCAGCCUCCGUUAAAGAAUAUAGCUACAAGUAGUCAAUAUCUAACCAGGAAAAUGGCUACUAAACUGUCAGAUUCUGAGAGGAACACCUUGUUAAGCCCAAUCCUUGAAAAAGGAUGGAGUAUGGUGGAAGGAAGAGAUGCUAUUUACAAGGAAUUCAUCUUUAAAGAUUUCAAUCAAUCCUGGGGGUUUAUGUCCAGGGUUGCACUUAAAGCAGAGAAAAUGGAUCAUCAUCCAGAAUGGUUUAAUGUUUAUAACAAGGUUCAGAUUACUCUGGCUACUCACGACUGCAGUGGACUAAGUACUAGAGACGUAACGUUGGCAUCAUUCAUCGAAUCGAUUCUAUAAUUUUUCUUAUUAUGCGAUUUGAAAAGUAUUUAAUAAAAAAGAUGGCUUUUA
Molecule: messenger RNA, 463 nt
Organism: Eurytemora carolleeae
Lineage: Eukaryota; Metazoa; Arthropoda; Copepoda; Calanoida; Temoridae
Gene: Pcd
Product: probable pterin-4-alpha-carbinolamine dehydratase
Exons: 5
Coding region: 119-412 (97 amino acids)
Biological process (GO): tetrahydrobiopterin biosynthetic process
Molecular function (GO): 4-alpha-hydroxytetrahydrobiopterin dehydratase activity
Source: RefSeq, a predicted model, not a curated record